Danaus plexippus (monarch butterfly) is the source of this 2179-nucleotide messenger RNA. RefSeq names its product synaptic vesicle glycoprotein 2C-like. The record is from RefSeq and is a predicted model, not a curated record. The transcript is spliced from 11 exons. Bases 177 to 1691 code for a protein of 504 amino acids. NCBI's taxonomy places the organism in Eukaryota, Metazoa, Arthropoda, Insecta, Lepidoptera, Nymphalidae. Gene Ontology annotation, biological process: transmembrane transport. Gene Ontology annotation, molecular function: transmembrane transporter activity.
UGUACAGUUGUAUUAAACCCUCGUUUCCCGCAGUCACCUCUCAGUUACAACAUUCGCAAUGACACUUGCGAAUAGCUAAUUAUUUCAUAUGUGAUUAAUCAAAUCAAUUAAAUUGUCAUAAAGAUUUAAUGUGUAGAUAUUUGUAAAGAAUAGAAGUGAAGAAAUUCGGUGUAAAAAUGGUGGUGAAAACGAAUACUAAAACCUUCGAGGAGGCUUUAUACAUGACUGGUUUCGGAAGGUUCAACUGCUUGAUGAUGUUAGUAAAUAUUAGCGUGAUCUUGGCCAUGGCAUUUGAAGUUGUCUCCGUGGCGUACUUGGUGCCAGCCAGCGCUUGUGAACUGAAAACAACGAACGCUCAACAGGGACUGAUGGCGGGAAUACCGCUGAUGGGAAUAAUCGCGACGUCCCAUUUCUGGGGAUACCUGGCUGAUACACGAGGUAGAAGGAAGAUACUCAUUGUGUGCAUGUCAUUGGGUUUCUUGGCCGGGUCUUUGUCAGCAUUAUCACCCAACUGGAUCAUGUUUAGCGUUUUAAAGUUUUUGUCUUCUUGCGCAGUAUCCGGGACAUACGCUUUAGCCUUAACAUUACUUAGCGAGUGUACUCCACAUCACAAAAGAUCCAUAAUGGUAGCACUCACCAGCACCAUUUAUCUCACUUCCACGGGAAUAAUGGCAGUGCUAACAAUACCCGUGCUGCACCUGGACAUGGCUUACCCGAUACCAUAUCUUAAUAUAGAUUUUAUCCCGUGGCGUCUCCUGACUUUGGUUUUCGCUUUCCCAUGUGCGUUCGCCGCCUUAGCUUUGUACUUCGCCUUCGAGAGUCCCAGGUUCUUACUUCGGAUCGGAGAGGAGGAAAAGGCUUUGAAUAUUAUAAAAAGCAUAUUUUCAAUUAAUAGUGGAAAGAGCGGUGAUGAUUUCAAUGUGGACUCAUUAAUUUUAGGUGAGGACGCUGGCAAGUUUGUAAAAGGUAUGUGGGCAUCGCUAGCUGCUCAAACAAUUCCGCUGUUGAAACCUCCCCUUUUGAAAAAUACACUGUUGUUAGGAGUUUUGUUCACUAUAAUUUAUUUUGCUUUGAAUUCUGUGUUAGUUUGGCUGCCUUUUAUAGCGGAUGCCAUGAUGAAAUCUAUUGAAAAGGGAGAUAUCAAUUUGACCAUCUGUGACAUGAUUCGUCGAGUACAGAAUACACCGAUAGAAGACGUCAAUCAGGACUGCGCCCUCAACGAGUUCGGCAUGAUCUCAGUGUUUAUAAUAAGUGUUAUGAUAGCGACUUUCAAUGUUGUUCUCAGCACACUUAUCAACAAAAUGGGCAGAAAACGUCUCCUGGUUUGUGUACAGUUAAUAGCUGGCGUGGCGGGUGUAUGUGUGAAUGCAAGUAGAAUGUGGACUGUGAGCGGCGCUUGCCUCAUCGUGUUUCUGGCUGGAGUUCUUAACUUCGGAUUCCUUUCAACCUUCAGCGUGGAUAUCUUCCCUACUUCUGUCAAAGCUAUGGCUGUAUGUCUCACGCUGAUGGUGGGACGAGGCAGCUCAGUGCUUGGUAUCAGUAUUCUUAAGAACAUGUUUGUGACGAACUGCGAAUUGGCCUUUUAUCUUUUUGGAGGUCUCACUGUAGUUGGCGGUCUGAUCGGAUUCCUGUUGCCAAGCGAUGUCAAAAUGGUCAAAAAUCACAAAGAGGACACCAAGCAAGAGACUUAAGAAGAAAACUUUUAAAUUCUUUCUCUACUUGCACCAGGCACGUACGGGAAAUGAUUUAUGUCGGUUUGAGGUGCCUGUAUUAUAUUCCCUAUGGUGAUAUUUUCUCAAAACGCAGUUCAAAGGUUAAGUUAAGGCGAAUAUUAAUAAUAUUCUUAUUACCAAAGACGCCGAUUGAUAUUUUUGCUACUUAGACAAUUGUGUAUGACCCGUAAUGAUAGGACGUUGCAACAAAUAAACAUUCACAAAUCUAUUUUUUUUUUGUUUAAAAAGAUUUAUUUUAUAACAGUUAGUGCUUAUUUUUAAUUAAAAAAAACUAUAUAUGAAUUGUGAUAGACAUACCAUAAUAGAAUAUAAUAUUAAAAUGUUUUUGUUUGUCAUAUUUUUAAUGGAAAAGCAAUAAUUAUUGCGAUAGGUCCAUGGAGGUUUUACUAUAAAAUAUUUGAAGAACAAUUAAUAACAUAUAUGUUUGUUUUUUAUGUUUUAAAAGA